AUGCAUCUUUCACCACCAACAUCUCCACCUUUCAUCACCACCAUCUUCUCUACCUCUCUCCGCCACCAACAUCUCGAUCCACUUCUCAUCACCACCAACAUCUCAACUUCUCAUCACCACAAACAUAUCCACCUUCCAUCGCCACCAUCAUCUCCACCUCUCACCACCACCAACAUCUUCACCUCUUCUCAUAACCAACAUCUUAACAUCUCAUCACCAUCAAUAUCUCCACCUGUCAAUACCACCAACAUCACCUCAAACAUCUCCACCUCUCACGACUAUUAUCUCCCCCCCUCAUCACCUCUCAAGAGCAACAUCACCUCACAUCACCACCAACAUCACCUUUCAUCACCAUUAGCAUCUCAACCUUUCAUCACCAACAUCUCCACCUCUCAUCAUCAACAUCUCCACCCAUUAUCACCAUCUCCACCUCUCAUCACCAGCACCAACAUCUCCAACUCUCUUAACCACUAA
Procambarus clarkii (red swamp crayfish) is the source of this 474-nucleotide messenger RNA. The record is from RefSeq and is a predicted model, not a curated record. NCBI's taxonomy places the organism in Eukaryota, Metazoa, Arthropoda, Malacostraca, Decapoda, Cambaridae.